AUGUCUGCAGGAGGUUUUGCCCGCCCCGUCACCAUCUACAACAGCGACUACGAUCUCUGGGAUGCAUGGCUCCAUAAAAUAUGCAAGUCCCUCUCUCCCACCCAAGGCAUACUAACGACUAACCGAACACACAUAGAUGAGGCCACGCAGCAGGAGAACUGGUUCAUGCCGCUCGAGGAGACCGUCGCGACAGGCGUCGCCCUGCGCGUCGACGACGGCUUCUUCCGCGUGUUCCCGUACGAGAACCCCGCGCUCGUCCCGUUCGAAGCGGCCGUGCGCAAGCUCAACCCCGUCGUCGCUGUCAAGAUACGCAACACGUCUGUCCAAGCUGCCAUCCGCAAAAUAGGCCCGAACGACGACUGUCUUUACAUUGAUAGUAACACCCGCAUCCAGAUCUUGGACAGCAUCGAUAUGCUCCCCUCUGCCGAGAAAGACCAGUGUGGCGCCUUUAUCCGCGACGAACGCGCCGUCGUCCUCUGGAGCUACAACCUCGAAACCAUCCUGCCCCUCUGCAAAGAAUUCGAAGAAAAGCUCAUCAAGCACAUAUGGCGCACGCGCGGGUCGGGCGUCGUAGCGCACCGCGCCUCCGCGCCGUCCGUCUCCGUCUCCGUCACCUCUUCCACCGGCGCGGGGACGAGACCGGUCACGGCGAACUCGACGACGACGUCGAUUGCUGUGAUCUCGCCUGAUGGGUCGCAGGUUGCCUUGAAUGAAAAGGAGGAGAAUGAGAAGGGAGGUGCGGAGGUGUCGGUCAAGUCUGUGCCGUCCAGCGAUACAGAUCUUACCAGCUCCAACAAGGAAGCCUCUUCUACCUCUGCCACCUCCGCCUCCACCUCCUCCCCCUCUACCUCCGCCACAGCCGCCACGGCGCCCGCAACGAACAAGCGCUCGUGGUGGAGCUGGAAGCUCCAGCCCAAAUCUUCCGCGCCUGCGAAAGCGGCGGGGGAGAGUGAUCCGGAAAAGGGCAGUGCGGGGAAGAGGAAGGAGCGCAAGCUUGUGCUUAUUGGUCCGAUUUAUGCUGGGUUGGGCGCUGCGAUGGCUGCUUAUUUCAUGACGGCAGGCUGUGCAGUCCUCCUCGAAGAAUACAGGCUCGACGGCGAUGCGACGCGCUUUGCGCUCGUUCUGACGUUACCGGUUAUAUACUGCGUCUCCAUCUUCUUCUGCUUGCAGCUUAUUGGGAAUAUAUGUCUAAUCCUCGGCCCCGUUGCUCAGUACCAUGAAAACUCGAUGUAUUACUCUGCCGUCAAACCGGAUCCGAACCCCGAAGUCGACAAUAAUCUCCCGCACAUCACUAUCCAGCUGCCUGUGUAUAAGGAGAGUCUUGAGUUGACUAUUGCGCCGUCGGUGUACUCUGUGAAGAAGGCUAUGCAGACAUAUGCGCGUCAAGGUGGUACAUCCGCGAUAUUCAUCUGCGACGACGGGUUACAGCUCAUCUCGGAGGCGGACCGGAAAGAGCGUAUUGCGUUCUACGCGAACCAUAAUAUCGGGUGGACCGCGCGGCCUGGGCACUCGAGUGCACCUGACGGGUUCAAGCGCGCGGGGAAAUUCAAGAAAGCUAGCAACAUGAACUACGGCCUCGCGCUCUCCCUCAAACUCGAAAAGUUCCUCGCGCAGCUCGAAGCGGAGGGCGCAGACGACACCGCCGACGAAUCCCUCGAAGACCGUGCGAUGAAGAUGGCGCAAGAGGAGAUCUACGCCGAGUCCGGGAAUAGGUGGAGGCCGUGGUGUGCGAAUGGGAAGUCGUUGAGGGUUGGAGAGAUCAUUUUGAUUAUUGAUGCGGAUACGAUUGUGCCCGAGGAUUGUUUUAGGGAUGCGGCGAGGGAGAUGUAUGAGAGUCCGGAUUGUGCGAUUAUUCAGCAUGAGAGUGAUGUCAUGCAAGUCGCACACCACUACUUCGAAAACGGUAUCACACACUUCACGCGGCGCAUCAACAAGUGCAUCUCCCUCGGCUGCGCCAACGGCGAAGUCGCGCCGUUCGUCGGACACAACGCCUUCCUGCGCUGGUCAGCCGUGCAGGACGCCGCCUUCGUCGACCCCGCCGACGGAAAGAAGAAGCAGUGGUCCGAGGCGAACGUCUCGGAGGACUUUGAUCUCGCGCUGAGGCUUUUGUUGAAGGGGUAUAACCUCCGAUGGGCGACGUAUUCGAAUGGGGGCUUCAAAGAGGGUGUGUCGUUGACGAUUGUGGAUGAGCUUGCGCGAUGGCAGAAGUAUGCUUAUGGUUGUAACGAGAUUAUUUUUAACCCUCUCAUUAAAUGGUGGAAGUGCGGUCCAAUCAGCCCCCAACUGCGCGGAUUCGUAUGGUCUGCAGCUCCCGUGCACUACAAGAUCGGUAUGAUGGCCUAUGGUAUAGCAGCCGCGACAGUCGGCUCUAUCCUCAACUACCUGAUCCUAGGCCUCGCACCGCAGCUCGACAGGUUCUACCUGCACUCGUUCGAGAUUCUCCUCGCGUGCACGGUCGUUUUUCCGGGUAUAGGGAAUGUGGGGUAUACCCUCCUUGAGUAUAGGCUCGGCCAGACGAAUAUGUUCGCGGCGAUGUUUGAGAAUUUGAGAUGGGUCCCUUUCUUGACUUGGGGGUCUACCGGAAAGGAAGUCGAGCUUUCGUCGUUCUGGAUCGAAGUCCCGCGUAUCUGGCAGCGCUUCAAGCUCUCCUUCAUCAUCUGCUUCAUGUGCAUCGCGAUGAUGGUCAUCUUCACGACCGACGUCGUCCCGUUCGAGUGGCAGAUCGCAGGGUGGAACUAUGCGCUCGUCAUCCCGCUCUCCCUCGUCGUCGGGUGCCAUAUCUUGCUUCCUAUUGUGCUCAACCCGUGGCUCAUGAUUUUCAGUUAUUAA
This is a messenger RNA of Psilocybe cubensis, 2829 nucleotides long. RefSeq lists its product as uncharacterized. Bases 1 to 2829 code for a protein of 942 amino acids. The transcript is spliced from 15 exons. The record is from RefSeq and is a predicted model, not a curated record. Lineage: Eukaryota; Fungi; Basidiomycota; Agaricomycetes; Agaricales; Agrocybaceae.